Messenger RNA from Oncorhynchus keta (chum salmon), 593 nucleotides. RefSeq names its product protogenin-like. The record is from RefSeq and is a predicted model, not a curated record. The transcript is spliced from 5 exons. Gene Ontology annotation, cellular component: axon; plasma membrane. The annotation marks the transcript as partial. Gene Ontology annotation, biological process: axon guidance; cell-cell adhesion. Lineage: Eukaryota; Metazoa; Chordata; Actinopteri; Salmoniformes; Salmonidae.
AUAUCUCACCAUUCGUUGUGCAGCCUGUGCCUUUGGAGGUGACCGAAGGUUCUGUGGCCAGGUUCACCUGCCAGGUGACCUCUAACCCUCCUGCCACCAUCACCUGGGAGCUAGACCAAAGCACACUACCGUUGGAGACGGACAGAAUCACAGUCCUGCCCAACGGAGCUCUCCAGAUUCAAAACGUCCAACUAGAGGAUGCUGGGAAGUACCGUUGUGUGGCCACCAACAUCGGCAACCGCGUCAAGAGUAGAAAGGCAACGCUCUCCGUCAUCAACCAAGGUUCUGGCCCUAAACCGCGUCAGAGGCCCCGGAUCAUAGCGGGCCCCCAAAACAUGACUGCUUCACUCCACUACACCGUGGUCCUGGAGUGUGUUGCUACGGGCAACCCCAGACCCAUCAUCUCCUGGAGCCGGGCCGACAGUAAACCCAUCGACGUGUUCAAUGCCAGGGUGCUGGGCAGUGGAAACCUGGUGAUCAGUGAUGUGAAGCCUCAGCACAGUGGAGUCUACCUCUGUAGAGCCACCACCCCAAGAACACGCAACUACACCAUCGCUUACUGCCAACCUCACCGUGCUCGGAUGUUCUCUUGA